Galendromus occidentalis (western predatory mite) is the source of this 816-nucleotide messenger RNA. RefSeq lists its product as uncharacterized. The record is from RefSeq and is a predicted model, not a curated record. The coding region runs from base 1 to 816 and encodes 271 amino acids. The transcript is spliced from 2 exons. Lineage: Eukaryota; Metazoa; Arthropoda; Arachnida; Mesostigmata; Phytoseiidae.
AUGUCAGCUCCUCUAGAAUCACAACGCGGCAGGGAGAAGUUGGCUCAUGAUGGUCACAUAUACGUCUUCGCACAGUUCAGCAAAGAUAAAACGAAAGAAUUCUGGCGUUGUCAAUUCAAGAACAGCAGGACGGGCAAAUGCCUUGCUCGUUUACACAAGUGUCUCAUCUCUGACGAGAUAUCGGUUCUUGGAAUCCACACAGAUAUGCCGAACGCUGCUGCCAUCGAAGUGCUCCAGCAGAAGGUCGCUCUCAAGCGACGUGCUGUUGACACAGCCGAAGCUCCCCAGCAAAUCAUCAGCAGAAUCAGGGCCACCUCUUCGGUUGCUGCUCAGGGAGCAAUGGAGAGCAAUAAGGGCCUGGCGCGAAUCGUUCAGAGAACUCGCAACCGGUACGCAAUCCCGUCGACACAUUACUCAACCCGCUCGGAAAUAGUCAUUCCGGAAGAGUAUCAAGUGUAUGAAAGCACUCCCGGGAACUUCGAACGAUUUCUCCUCGGAGAUAGCGGAUCAGACGAUCCAAACCGGAUCCUGAUAUUCGGGAGAGAGAGCACGAAUGCUUGGAUCGGAGAGGUAUCGAAAAUCUACGUUGAUGGUACCUUUAGUUUGGCACCAGAACUUUUCUGCCAGAUCCUCGUCAUCCUCGGAGAGCGCCCUGGGGUCGUGACUCCUAUGCUCGACAUGUUGACCUUGGGUUGGCCGAACUUCAAUCCGGGAGCCAUAUCGAUGGACUACGAAAAAGCUCUGAUAAACGCUUUUAGUGCGUAUUUCCCGACAGCCGAGAUACACGGUGUUUUUUCCAUCUCGUACAGAAUAUGA